Messenger RNA from Nannizzia gypsea CBS 118893, 159 nucleotides. RefSeq lists its product as hypothetical. The transcript is spliced from 3 exons. NCBI's taxonomy places the organism in Eukaryota, Fungi, Ascomycota, Eurotiomycetes, Onygenales, Arthrodermataceae. Bases 1 to 159 code for a protein of 52 amino acids. The record is from RefSeq and is a predicted model, not a curated record.
AUGGUAGAUAUGGUAGAUUAUAAUAAUGAUGUCAUUUCAUUCAGUCGUUAUCAUGGCAUGAGGACCAACCCCAGCUGGGAGGAUUCAACUCCAGUCUCGGUCGGUACAACGAGCGAGAGAGCUAAAAGACAGGAAGAAUGGAAGAAGGGAGGAAAAUGA